Monoraphidium neglectum is the source of this 561-nucleotide messenger RNA. RefSeq lists its product as hypothetical. NCBI's taxonomy places the organism in Eukaryota, Viridiplantae, Chlorophyta, Chlorophyceae, Sphaeropleales, Selenastraceae. The record is from RefSeq and is a predicted model, not a curated record. Gene Ontology annotation, molecular function: lipid carrier activity; phospholipid binding. Gene Ontology annotation, cellular component: chloroplast inner membrane. The transcript is spliced from 4 exons. The coding region runs from base 1 to 561 and encodes 186 amino acids.
AUGGGCAAGUCCUCGAUCCUAGAGGGCGGGGUCGGGCUGUUCCUGCUGGGUGGCUCCGCCCUCGCAAUCGCCCUGGUGAUUUGGGCCAAAGGCGUCGCGCUCCGCAAGGCGCUGCCAUACAAUGCAGUGUUUGAGUUCCCCCUCGCCAGCGGCAUCAGCGUGGGCACGCCAGUGCGCAUUCGCGGCGUGCAGGUCGGCAGCGUGAUUGACGUGCGCCCCAGCCUGGACCGUGUUGAUGUCCUGGUGGAGGUCAACGACGCAACCAGUGCCAUCAUACCCAGGAACAGGCACGCCACCCCGCCGCCUGGCUUGCACUCCUGGAGGCAUGUGAUCGAGGCCAACCAGAGCGGCCUUAUCGCGGAGCCCCUGGUUGACAUCACACCGCAGCUGCCGCUGCCCGUGUUCACGCGCAACCCCCUGGAGCCGGGCUGCGAGGAGGAGGGCGCCAUCGUCUGCCACAACGGACACAUCAAGGGGCAGCAGGCGCGCGGCGCAGAGGCUUGCUGGCUGCGCUGGCGUGUUCGCAUGGUGGCGCGUGAUGAGCGUCGCGAGCGAGCUUGA